This is a messenger RNA of Uloborus diversus, 3495 nucleotides long. RefSeq names its product rho GTPase-activating protein 18-like. Bases 169 to 2358 code for a protein of 729 amino acids. The record is from RefSeq and is a predicted model, not a curated record. NCBI's taxonomy places the organism in Eukaryota, Metazoa, Arthropoda, Arachnida, Araneae, Uloboridae. Gene Ontology annotation, biological process: regulation of actin filament polymerization; signal transduction; regulation of small GTPase mediated signal transduction. The transcript has 18 exons. Gene Ontology annotation, molecular function: GTPase activator activity. Gene Ontology annotation, cellular component: cytoplasm.
UGAAAUUCACGUUCCAAACACACUUCAAUCAAAACACAGACUUGGAUCCGCGUUGUCUGUUGUAGUGUUUGUGUGAUUAUCUUGUGCCUGGACGAUCGGAUUCUAAUUUGGAUUAACUCAAAAUACCGGGAUGUUACAGUUUUCAUGAAGCAGUCAAAAGACCAGUAAAUGGACUCGCGGGACAGGUUCAGCAGAAUAAGUGAGAGUGGAGGUGUCGGAGUCCCCCUGGAAGAUUAUUGGAAAGAGUUCAGCAGCUUUGAUGACACUGGGCAGCCAGAUGAAGAUGAGGAAGAUUUAUCCAAAACACCUGAUGAAGGUGAAGCUGAAGAAGAAUGGUUACGCGAGGCUGGUUUCGAAACUUUGGUGGAUUGCGAGAUGACAGAACAAGAUGAAGCGGAGUUCUACGAGGACAUAUUGGCCACUCUGACGGCCAGGCAGAUUGCUGUCGUCAAGAAGAGACUGGACACCGUCCAGAUGUCCAAGAAGCGUCGAGUGCCUCGUAGUCGCCCUAGGGCGGAUGUUCGAGAUGUUUUCAGUCAAGCGUCCACAUCACCUCCGCAGUCACUAACCACUAUCCAUUCCGAGCCUCCAUCCCUGAACUAUUCAUUGGGCAGUCGGAGUUUAUCAACCAGCCUCCCAGUGAACAGAGACAGGUGGUCUUCGAAGCUAACCGAUCUACCCCGAAAUGGCAGCGAAGAACAGUCUUCUGUUAAUCAGUCACAUUCCAAACCAAACAACAGAGGCCUGCCGCUGCCAUUCCUAAGGACUGGCCACAGUGGAGGGUUCAGCCUUCGAGGACAUGCUGGCAUGAGGGCCAUCGACUGUGAAAGCCCUACGAGCGUAGAAGUUCUAAGAUAUGAAACAAGGAAAUCUGUUAUCCACGAUAAAGAAAUCUCAAAAAGUACUUCCGAUCUUAACAGUAUCAAUAGCUCCGAAUCUUUUCCUUUGGAAACGGGUUUUCAAGAAAUCUCCUCCAAGCUGAAUUCCGUCGGCGACCUUGUGGACCCCGACAAAGAUUUGGCAUCGCUACAGAGGAAUUCUAACGUGCAGAUAAGAGAUCUGAGUGAAAAUGAUAGAAAUUUGGUUCGUUCGUUGGCUAUCAUCGAAGUAGCAGCCCUCCUUGAUACCCAUGGUCUAGUCCCUACUCGUAGACGAAAACCUAAUCGGAAGAAAGGAAAAGAUAAUGUGGUUUUUGGAGCUUCAAUAAACUCUUUGCUAGAGAUGGACAGAAGGCGAUGUCCAGGUUUAAAAGUUCCUCUCAUCUAUCAAUGGAUUCUUCAUCAUCUCCAUAGCAACGGGUUACGCGAAGAAGGGUUGAUGCGACUUGCCGGCUCUGCGCAAAAAAUUCAGGCUUUGAAAACCGAAAUCGAAAGAAGUUAUGCAACUUCACCGAACUUGGUUGAGAACUUGAUUCGGCAAUCGUCUGCCAUUGACGUUAGUGUCAUUCUGAAACAACUAGUGCGACAUCUACCGGAGCCUCUACUUACUAAUAGUCAUAUGGAUGCUUUUCUACAAGUGCCAAACAUACCAAACAUCCAAGAUCAAGUAAACGCUUUAAAUUUGUUAGUCUUAGCAUUGCCUGAUGGACACCGAGAGCUACUACAGGAAAUUUUAUACUUCUUGUCAAAAGUUGUUGCCGAAGAAGAUGCCAAUCGUAUGUCCUUAGGAAAUGUGGCAAUGAUUAUUGCACCCAAUCUCUUUCCGCCGCCAAGACUCAAGAAAGGCAACCAUAAAAACGAUCUCGCUGCCGAAGUGACAGUUGCUGCAAUGUCAUCCAAAGUUACUCAACUCCUCAUUAAAUUUGGAAGUUUCUUAGGAAACGUUCCACCUGAAUUGCUAGCUCAAGCAAGGCUCCAAAACAGGCGAUCUGCGAAUAAACACGCAAAAAGAGCAGUCAGAAAGUUGAAAGGAGAGAAGCAGAAAAAUAUUAAAGACGAUAAUAUCCACGUCAAUACAUCCAUCAUUCGAGUGCAAUUCUCUUCUCUGCGCCAUCCAAAUAGCAUCACUGUGAAUGUAACUGAUAGAACAACCGCAGGCGAAGUAAUCGAAAAGGUAGCAGAGGCUCUAGAACAUAUGGUUGACCCCAGGUACCACAGCGCUUCAGUCGAUCAACAAGAAAACAGGGCUUUCCUGCAAAGACCUAGGACAACAUCUGAGCCAAUAGUAAUGCGUCAUAGAUGUCUAAUGGGGUCUAAGAAAACCGGAGAAUAUUUAAAGGAUCAUUAUUUAUAUUAUAUUAGAGAAAAUGUUGGUGAUCGACGGUUGGACCAUGGACUAAACAUAUUUGCAAUAAUCGGAUCCGUCUCCGGACGGUUUACACCGGGAACAACUUGGGAAAUACGCUGUCAUCACUCCUAACAAACAGUUCAUUUGAAAGAGAUCAACGCUUAAGCAAAAUGUUGAUAGAUUAUGAACGUCAAGACUGAUCUAAUGUAGAGGGUUAACAUUCCGCUCAGAAUUGACGUCAUAACGCCUCCCUCAAACCGUGUCCCCAUAGAAAUUCCGCAAACGAAGACGGUUUGAAGGAGGAGUCAAUCCGGAACAGACUGCUACCGAUUCAUUUUGGAAUAGAGCCGUAGUUGCAAAAUGAACAUUGGUUAUGGCUUUUUUCAUGAAACUUCAUAUUCGAAUAAUAUAUUAUUAAGUUGGUGUUUUCUGCUUUUAGAACUGCAUGAGGAUUUUAAAUUCUUGUUUUGAAAAAGUCUGGACUAAUUUUUAAUAAGCAAGAAGCCUAGAGAGUAUUUUAAUGGUAACAGUUGAAUUAUUACUGAUUUUUUACUCAUGGCUUUGUCAUGUUCAUUUUAGCAGUGCCUUCACCUGUGCCUUUACCGAUAAGUUUGCUAGCUUUGUACGAAGGUAACUUUGUGGUGAAAAAUCAUGUGAUAUGGAGCAGAAACUUGGCUUUUUAUGAUCAAUAGAAAGAUUUUAAAAAAAAUGACUUGAUAUAAAACUGUGGUACUUUCAACUCUUGAAAAAUUUAAUUUUUUCACGCAUUGGCGGUUUGAAAAUUUAUAAUUGGAUACAUAUUAAUUACUUUUUUUAGUGAUAAAUUAGUAUUCAUUAAGAAUAUAUAGACUUAACACAGUCAGUUGUAAAUCAAAUUGCAAUUUCACUGCUUAGUAGUUGAAUUAAAAGUACAGAAAGUCUCCAGCUAGAAUAGUAUGCUUAAAUACAAUAUGCAAAAAUUGAUAGCUUUGGGUUUAAAACAAGCUAGACUACACAAAUGUAACAUUUUUGUAAUAAUACUCCUUUGUAAAUAUUUAUGUAUUGUUAUAAAAGUUUCAUUUGGAAAACGAAAUCAUUUUAUGUCAGCAAUUUAUUAACGAAGUUCAAAACAAUAAAUUUACCGAAUUUCAUUGUAAUAUCAAAGUGUACUUAAAACUGCUUUAAUUAUGUUAUUUUAGUUCAACGUUAUGUUUAAACACAUAAUAAGCAAUAUUGAACUGUUUAUUGUUGAUCGUAAGUUGUUUGUAGUUCUUACAGCCGAAUAAAGUU